AUGGACAGCGAGUCGAACGGCAGUUUCAUAGGGAAAAUUAUUGGAUUAUUUCAACGUCUUAUCUAUGACAUCGUCACUAGUCCAAUCAAUUUGAUUCUCGUGAUAUUGAUCGUCUUUUUACUCGUGAAAUUAUUACGAUUAAGACGUAAACCAAAUGAUUACCCAAGUUCAGUGAAAAUGCCACCACAGCUACCUAAAAUGCCUAAACAAGAUUUAACAGUUGAACAAUUACGUGGAUACAAUGGCGUAGAUUCCAACGGACGCAUUCUAACAGCUAUUUACGGAGAUAUUUUUGAUGUCAGUCGCCGUAGCGAUCUGUACGGACCAGGCGGAUCGUAUUCGUUAUUUGCUGGACGUGAUGCGACUCGUGCAUUAUCAAAGAUGCAAUUAACUCAAUCAUUGUUCUCCGAUGAAUAUGAUGAUCUUGCUGAUCUAACCGAUAAUGAACGGUCUACCGCUCGAAACUGGCAUGAAGAUUUUCGAGAGAAAUACGACAUUGUCGGUCGUCUACUCAAAGCAGGUGAAAAACCAAGCGUUUAUCUUUCGGAGGAAUCUGCCGUUGAUGGUAAUGCCAACAGCGGCAAUAAGAAAGCGGAUUAG
Adineta ricciae is the source of this 600-nucleotide messenger RNA. The record is from the annotation of a GenBank genome assembly. Lineage: Eukaryota; Metazoa; Rotifera; Eurotatoria; Adinetida; Adinetidae.